AAAACCAAAUAUUUUAGAAUUGCUGCUUUUCAUCCAUUUUCUUCUUCUCCCUUUUGUGUGUCUCCAGCUUCUUGUUUCUAUCCCGCUCCUUGUUUUUGUAACCUAGAUCUCAUUUCUCGGCUUGUCAAGGAUUGCAAUGGAUGGUCUCACUCCGAUCAAGGCAACAUCGGUCUCAAGUUUCAUAGGCUAUUUUGAAGAUGAACAGGUUGAGAACACAUCAUCAUCAACAGUACCCCCUCCUGUAUUGGUCUCACCGCUUCUAAGCAUUGUUCCAUUCGAUGCUUCCAACAAGGGUUCUUAUGAUGCAGAUGCUGGUCCUAGUACUGGUCCAAUCAAACCAAAACCAUAUAAUGAAACCUACAGCACAAGAGCCGGCCCUCUUACUGGUCCAGUCAAAUCAGAACCAUAUGAUGAAACCUGCAUCAUGAAUGCCGGCGGUCCUCUUCCUCAAGUGAUUGCACCAUUGCGAAGCGUUAGACCAAUUUUUGACAUCAACAACUACUCCUACUGUGAGGGUGCUGGUCCAAGUUCUACUCCAAAGAAAAGAGGACGAUGUGAUGAUGAUGAAACGCACCUUCCUCCUCCCCUAGAUGUCACACCACUGCGAAGCGUUAGACCAUUUUAUGACUUCAACAACCACUCCUACUAUGCGGGUGCUGGUCCAAGUUCUGCUCCAACAAAACGAGGAAGAUGUGAUCAUGAAGAAACGCACCUUCCUCCUCCUCUAGAUGUCACACCACUGCAAAUCAUUAGACCAUCUGAUGGCUCCAACAACUACUCAUUUGUUUCGGGUGCUGGUCCAAGUACUGUUCCAGAAAAACGAAGACUUGGCCGACCAAAGGGUUCCAAAAACAAGACCUCGGGGGAAAAGGAGCAAAAAGUAGAAGUACCAAACGUCAAAAAGGUUCCAACUAAACCCAGCAACUAUGAUUCAAGGAUAACCGAAGCAGAGAUAGUAAACGGGAACCGGGACAUUGUUGAGUCGGUUAUGAUGCGGUUUGAUGCGGUUAGACGGAGAUUUUGCCAACUAAACCUUCAGAAAUACAUCCUUACAACCGCUGAGGCUAAUUGCAGGACUAUGGGGGUCCAGACUAAUAAGAAAAGGAGGCGUGGUACAGUUCCUGGAGUAGAAAUAGGCGACAUAUUCUAUUUCUGGGGGGAGAUGUGCUUAGUCGGGCUUCAUAGACAAGCGGUCGCUGGCAUUGAUUACCUGACGGUUGAGGAUGGGGAAGUACUACCUCUUGCGUCGAGUGUGGUGUCAUCAGGACAGUACGAUGAUGAUAUCAAUCAGCCUGACAUGUUGAUCUAUUCCGGACAUGGUGGAUCCAAGAACGAUGUACCUCAAGAUCAAGUUAUGGAAAGAGGAAACCUUGCAUUGCAAAGAAGUUAUAUAAGAAAUACUGACGUUAAAGUCAUCCUAGGCAGAAGCGAUCCCUACCUUGUGGAUAAGAAGAUAUACAUAUACGAUGGACUUUACAAUGUUACUAAUAUCCAUACUUCGAUAGGGAAAUCUGGUUGCAUCGAAUUCAAGUUUAAAUUGGUGAGGAAGGCGGACCAACCUCGUACUGGUUAUGCGAUGUGGAAAGAAGCUGAAAGUUUGAGGACGCUGAACAUGAGUGCCUCCAGGAAGGGUUUUAUACAUGAAGAUUAUUCUUUUGGAAAUGAGCUUUUACCAGUCCCGGUGGUCAACGAAGUGGACGAAGACGACAAAACCAACCCUGACGACUUUGAAUACAUAACAUCUCAGCAUUACACAGAUGCUAUUCCCAUCGAUAGCCAAGCACUUGGAUGCCAGAACUGUCAAGAGGAGUCAUGCACUCAUCUAAGCUGCAUGUGCAUGCAUAAAAACGGAGGCCAGGUACCGUAUCACAAGUCCGUUUUGGUUUGUCGUAAACCAAUGAUUUACGAGUGUGGUGAAGAUUGUGUUUGCCCCAACGACUGCAAAAACCGAUUGGUUCAAAACGGUUUGAAGCUCCACAUGGAAGUGUUCAAGACAAUAAACCGUGGUUGGGGCUUACGUUCUUGGGAUCCAAUCCGAGCCGGAACCUUCAUCUGCGAGUUUGCUGGUGUGAGGAAGACAAAAGAAGCAGUGAAAGAUGAGGAUCACGACUACUUAUUCGACUCAUCUCGGGUUUACCAAAAGUUUAGGUGGAACUACGAACCGGAGCUUGUGUGUGAGAGUAUUUGGGAAAGCGUCCCUGAAGUAUUCAAUCUGCCGACGCAAGUUUUGAUAAGCGCCAAGGAAAAAGGGAACGUUGCUCGGUUCAUGAACCACAGCUGCUUGCCUAAUGUUUUCUGGCAGCCUAUUGAGUAUGAUGGAUACGUUCGCAUAGGGCUGUUUGCUAUGAAGCAUAUCCUUCCAUUGACAGAGUUAACUUAUGACUAUGGAGUUUCUUCUGUGGAGAAGGUUGGAGAAGAUGAGAUACUUUACAGAGGCAACAAAAUUUGUCUUUGCGGUGCAGUCAAGUGUCGUGGCUCCUUCGGCUGAUAUGUACCUUUUUAUCGUUUGUUUCUUUUGGGAUUUCCUUGUUUUUUUUUUGUUCGUAAUUUAAUUUUCUUUGUAUUCAAAAAAU
Messenger RNA from Capsella rubella, 2573 nucleotides. RefSeq names its product histone-lysine N-methyltransferase, H3 lysine-9 specific SUVH7. The transcript is spliced from 2 exons. NCBI's taxonomy places the organism in Eukaryota, Viridiplantae, Streptophyta, Magnoliopsida, Brassicales, Brassicaceae. Gene Ontology annotation, molecular function: protein binding; zinc ion binding; histone methyltransferase activity. Bases 137 to 2488 code for a protein of 783 amino acids. The record is from RefSeq and is a predicted model, not a curated record. Gene Ontology annotation, cellular component: nucleus.